Messenger RNA from Patella vulgata (common limpet), 2020 nucleotides. Its product is annotated as protein-cysteine N-palmitoyltransferase HHAT. NCBI's taxonomy places the organism in Eukaryota, Metazoa, Mollusca, Gastropoda, Patellidae. The transcript has 2 exons. The coding region runs from base 416 to 2020 and encodes 534 amino acids. Gene Ontology annotation, molecular function: palmitoyltransferase activity. Gene Ontology annotation, cellular component: endoplasmic reticulum. Gene Ontology annotation, biological process: protein palmitoylation. The record is from RefSeq and is a predicted model, not a curated record.
UCUAGAGGCGACAAUUUCGAUGAAACUUUGAAUUCAAAAAUGUGGUCGUAUAGCCUAUUGUUGUCGCCCCCGUCCGUCCGUGCGUCCGGCGUCCGGCGUCCACAUUUAAUUGCGGACGCUCUCUAGAGGCUAAUGUUAAUAUUCGAUUGACUUUAAAUUUAUACACAGUGUUUAAAGGAGCUAAAUCGCUAAUAUUUGGGACCUAGAAAUUGAUCCAAAUCAUGUAAUAAUGUAAUCUGAUUGUAUAAUGAACUGGGGGUCACAUGGCUAAGUGGGUAAGACGCUGGCGCGCUAGCCUGGAGGUCGGGUGUUCGAUCCCUGCAUUGGCCGAGAAAGUUCAUCCAGAUCUUCCGGCGUGGUUCCCCCUUGUCAGUGAUUGCAGGAUGGAGGGCCUGACAAGGACAGCUGGCUUUGGAUGAGACGAAAAACCGAGGUCCCGUGUAUAUAUUGGAAUCCAUACUUCCACGUAAUUACUGAUGGGUAUUAUUAUGGUGAGAUGAAGCGUAGGUGUACAUAUCAGCUACCUGUAUUAGAGAGAUUAGUGUAUAUAGUUUGUGGAGUGGGUAGUGUACUUGCUAUUUGUUAUCAUGUUUUAAUAGCUUCAUCUAAAUAUCAGCAUCAUUUAAACUGGCAUGACUUAAAGUCUGGCUGCAGUUUCUUACCAUAUAAAAAGGAUGUUUCAAACUUUGAAUGGACAUUUUGGUAUGGUUAUUUCUGGAAAGCGCUGCCAUGGCAUGUUGGCCACAUUGUGCUAGGAAGAUUGUUAGAAGGAUUGAAUCUUACAAAAUACAGACAACUGUUCUUUCUAACAUUUUCUUUGGUUAGUUUAACCCACCUAUUGGGUUUGAAAAUCAUACUUUUUUAUGUGUUCCACUCGGCCAUAGCUUUUGUGUCAACCAUUUUCCAUAAGAAAGUGAUGGUAUGGGUAAUUUGCCUAACUCUUUUAAUGACAUUAAACCUAGAUUACUUCAACAGCAACAUGAUGGUUCAUGUGUAUUCUAGUCAAGACAAUACUGGGGAUAAAAACUAUUAUUUAUUUGUAUUUUGUUUAGCUCUGGUUAUUCUGCGGUAUAUUAGUUUCUGUUUGGAGAAGUGCGAGUUCAAGAAACCAUUCAAUAUAUACAGUUUUCUAGACAUGUUAAAUUAUAUAUUUUAUUUACCUCUGUUUUUUACUGGUCCUGUGUUGUCAUAUGACCAUUUCUCCCAACAAAUGGCAAAGAAACCUCCAUUAUGGACUCAAACUAGAAUAAAAAUGACAUUAAUAGGGUUUUCACGUGUUAUAUUUUGGGCUGUAUUUAACGAAUUUAUUAUCCAUUACUUAUACUUUGAUGCAAUUCAUCAUCAGCUGGAUUUAUUAUAUAAAAUAUCACUGUGGACAUUAGUGGGUAUAGCCUACUGCCAAGGACAAUUUUUCUUUACAAAAUAUGUAGUUAUGUAUGAACUUCCCGGAGAAUUGGCUAAACUUGAUGGGAUGGUGACGCCUAUUGGACCUAAAUGUGUUUCGUAUGUGUAUCGUUUUUCACACAUGUGGAAAUGUUUUGAUCGUGGAUUUUAUUAUUUUUUAAAAAAGUACAUUUAUAUACCUGUUGGAGGUUCAAAACACGGAUUUGUCUGGCAAUUAACAGGAUCUUUUCUGUGUUUUAUGUUUAUUUAUAUAUGGCAUGGUGCAGAAAUCUACCUUUUAUUCUGGUGUCUACUUAAUUAUCUUGGCUGUACUAUUGAAGUUUUGGGUAGCUGGCUUGUACAGACCAAUAUUUGUAGAAAAUAUUUAGAAAAAAUAGGAAAUGACAAUAAAAGAAGAUUAAAUGGUCUGGUAUCAGUACCACUAUAUCUAAUGUCCGCUAUGGGGAUAUUUUUUUUCUUUGGGGGUAGUGAUGUAGGUAAAAUAUUUUUCCGUCGCUUACUAAUUGAUAUUUCAUGGUCGGGUUUUAUUUUAUUUGUGUUUUUGUUGUAUUGUAAUAUUCAAAAUGCUAUGUUAAUACAAGACUGGCAAUAUAGAAAUAAAGUUAAAAAACUCUAA